Molecule: messenger RNA, 2363 nt
Organism: Colius striatus (speckled mousebird)
Lineage: Eukaryota; Metazoa; Chordata; Aves; Coliiformes; Coliidae
Gene: CCDC126
Product: coiled-coil domain containing 126
Exons: 5
Coding region: 485-904 (139 amino acids)
Source: RefSeq, a predicted model, not a curated record
GGAAGAGGAGCGAGCGGCGCUUGUCAGCCGGGUGUAGGCCGGGAGUGGAGCUUUGGUGUCCGAGUCUUAAUAUUGCCGCUGCCUUGGGUUGAUCAUUUUCAGAAUAAUUCAGAUAUGCAUGAUGAUUUUAGAGCCUGAAUCAGUGUAUUGGCCUGCCCUUUGAGAGGAUCAUCUGAAGAGUGAAGGAGCUGGCUGAAGAUGACUCUCUCAUAUUGCUUCAAACUGUUGGGACAUCUGCUAUUUCAUUGCUGAAGCUUUCCUACUGUUUGUUUUUCUCCUGAAGCCUUAAUCCACUGAAGGAUCAGAGUUGGCUGCUAUGGAAUCAAGACAAAAUAAAACAUGAGAAGAUGUAUUCAAGAUGAUCCAGACAGAAGACUUUUCACUUCACAGAAAUUUGGUUUUGUUUAACACGUAAUCUAAUUUAACAAAGCAAAGUUCAAUUACUUAUCUUGAAAUUAAGACACACCUGUGGCCUUCAUCAGAAAUGUUUCUAACUUUUUCAAGAAAAAAUAUGUCCCAGAAACUGAGUAUGUUUUUACUAGUUUUUGGAAUCAUUUGGGGUUUGAUGUUGCUACGCUACACUUUUCAGUAUCCACGACGCCAAAGUAGUGCUGAGUUGCGUGGACAGAUACUAGAUCUGAGUAAAAGAUACGUCAAAGCACUGGCAGAAGAAAACAAGAAUUUAAUGAAUGGCGGUGGUGGAGCUUCUAUGGCAGGAUAUGCUGAUCUUAAGAGAACAAUUGCUGUUCUUCUCGAUGACAUCUUACAACGCCUUGUGAAAUUGGAAAACAAAGUUGAUUACAUCGUUGUGAAUGCUUCAGCAACAAAUACCACUAAUGGAACUAGCAAUCAGGCGCCAGUAACUUCAAAUAAACGUGUCAAAACAGCAAGUAACAUUAGAUAGCAAACAGGGCCACUUCGUGUUGCUACAUCUAUGAUAAGUAAUAUUUAACAUAAGCUUUUUAUUUCUGGCUAGGGCAAAGCAGUAGUUGACUCUAAAAGAAACGUAAACAAUUCUGUUACACAAUGUGCUGGAUCUAUAGAGGCAUAACUUAUGUGCAUAGGUUCUCAAAGCAUUAUUUCAUUGCCUUUGAGCAGUACUUCUGAAGUGAUCUUUGUUGUCUUUAAAGAUGAUUUCUUAUUAUGAUUUGUUGUAGUAUGCCAUCAGAUAAUAACAAUAAAUGGAAAGCAGUGGAGCACUUGUAGGUAGGUUUCUAAAUAUAUUUAUUUAAGUUUAAAUAUAAUAUGCCUUUUGGAUAGGUGAGCAGUAUUGUAGCUUAUUCAUGUUUUGCAUUCAGCUGAGGUAACUGAGGAAAAUGCAUUGUUAAACAGAUGCUAAAAAAUGUGUAUACUUAUAUUUUGUUACUCAUUUACUAAAAAAAAUAUUAAAUCAAGGAUAGCAUUGGCAGUAGUAUUUUGAAAUUGUGACCCAAAGAAUGUCUUUAUUUGCACUAUCUGUCAGAGUAGCUAGAGCGAAUUUACUGUAUAUUUAAGAAAAAUAAUUAUAAUAGGAAAACAUCCUAGGUAGUAACACUGUCCAGGUACAUCUUUGUACUGGAGUUGGGGCAGUUAGAUUAUCAAAAGCAAAUCAUAAUCUGUGAUAUCUUUAGAUGAUUGUUUCUUACAAAGCUAUUUAAGUGUAUGUAUUUUUAAUUGCAGAUAAAAUUAUUUAAGUGAUGGAAUUAAGUUUUAGAUACAUGAAUCUUGUUUAUUCAUUGCUAUUUCUUUUUAACUUUUUUUGUACCUUGCAAUUUGUGAUGGGUAUAGCACACCUUCUCCCUGAAUUGCUUUUUUGAUCAGGAAGAAAAGCAAUGAAGGGAAAUAAGGCAUCUCAGCAUUUAAGAGAGAUAUAUGUACUAAGGAUGUCUUACCAUGGAAUAUUUGAGAGCUAAGGUAAUAUUUGCCUUAUGUCUAAAUUCACUUUACAGCAAAGUAAAUUGCAGUGCAGAUCCACUGUAUUUCAAAAUGUUACUUAAGUCAUAUUAAAGAGAAAGUGCCACUGAGCCUCUUUUUUUAAAAUGUCCUGGAUGUUUGGGAAAAGAGGGAGAGUAUGUGCAGAAACUCUUGCCAAGUCUCCUGUGAGUGGGUUGGUUUUGUUUUUUUUCUUUGGUAGGGGGUGGUUCUAAUCCCAUAUUAAGGUAGAAAAAACAUCAGUAAAACCAGAAAUGUUGGAUGAUAUACCGUCCAAACUUAUAUGGGUUUUCUUCUGUUUCCUUGAUAAUAUUCCAGACUUUUACAAAGGAAAAAUAGACUUAAAAUUGCGGUUAGUAUACAGACAGGUUUUUUUUCCUGUCACACUGUGUAUAAAUGUGUACUUGCUUCAAUGCAGAAAGAGAAAAAUAAAUUUUUAAUUGUACUUGAAA